Messenger RNA from Penicillium manginii, 324 nucleotides. RefSeq lists its product as uncharacterized. Bases 1 to 324 code for a protein of 107 amino acids. Lineage: Eukaryota; Fungi; Ascomycota; Eurotiomycetes; Eurotiales; Aspergillaceae. The record is from RefSeq and is a predicted model, not a curated record. The transcript has a single exon.
AUGGCAUAUCCAUACCCAGGUACACCGUACGGACACCUCCUGGUCGGACCUCCCGGGCACUGGGCACUAACACUAGUACUGGUUGGCAUUGGCCCGCACUGGCCUGUAAGCCCGCACGGCCUGUCCAGCUGGACUCGCAUUCCCGACGAUCAGAUCUCCUCUCGCGCCAGCCCGAGCGCUAAGCCCGAGGAUCCUUGCCCCCUCCAGGUGUCCCCCUUGGCUCAGCUGCAUUACUUCUGGGCCUUUGCGCUCAUUGAAGCAAUCCAUUCUGGCACAUUCUCGAGCUCCGGUCCCGUCUUCAUUCCUCGCAUAAACAUGGGCUAG